AUUAGUACAAAAGUGAAGGUUAGAAGGCAACUUUUUGACUGAGACGUUACUGUUUGGAUUGUGUUUUGCGAUUUGUAAUCCUGCAAUAUGGAUGACAUUGACCCAUAUUUCUCAAUGCAAGAGGAGAUUUAUAAGAAUUUGCAGUUAACUAAAACACUCUAUAAUGAUUGGAAGGGUAGUUCUGGUCCCGAGGAUACAAAAAUACUCACUCGAAUUCGACAAACGAUCAAGAAUAUAGACUGGGAUCUAAUGGACUUACAGGAGACUGUUAGCGCUGUUGAAAGUAAUCCUAUGAAAUUUCGUCUAUCAGAUAAAGAUAUAUCAGCAAGACGUCAAUUUCUCUCAGAGGCAAAAAGUGUUUUAAAAGCUGUAAAAAGUAAUUUAAGCACAUCAAAUAUUGACGGGGCAAUCAAGAAUUCAAACAUUGAUUUUACGGUUCAUAUGGCACCACCGCCGCCGCCGCUGACACAACAACAACAACAAAAAGAAGGCGUUCCAUCAUCAAUGCUGUCUAACGGAGAUGUGAAAAUGAAAGAGGCGACAACACAAAGAAUCCCUUCGAAUAUGCCAUCAAUCCACUCUCAUAAAACAUCAUCAAAUAUUUACUCAUCGUCAUCAUCAUCGGUAAAUCAUGAUCCACUUACCCAACAAAAACAAUUACUUUAUGAACAAGACAACCGGUUAGAUCAAUUAGGCACAACAAUAUCAAAUCUUAAAGGUAUGUCACAACGAAUUGGUGAUGAAUUAAGCGAUCAAGUUGUCCUACUGGAUGAUUUCUCUAGUGAAAUGAUUAGUACAGAGUCUAGACUGGACUCGGUCACCAAACGAACAGCUCGCCUGUUACACUUGAGUACAGAUCGUCGACAAUGGUGUGCAAUAUUCUCUUUGUUAAUUACUCUGAUUAUUAUAUUGAUUUUAUUGGCUGUUCUUUAAGAGUGUGUCGGUUUGUUUGUUUGUUUAUCGAUUUGUUUGUUUGUCGAUCAAUCAUGAUAGAUCCACUGUGCUGAUUUCUCUCUUCUCUGUAACACCUUACGUAACCUUAUUCUAUGUGUUGUGUAUAUGUACCAUUAAAUUUCUUUUCUCUCUUCUUCUCUUUGUGAUAUGGUCCUUUGUGAUUUUCACUUUUGAAGGUGUAGGCGCUGAGUGGGUGAGCAUAUUAUGUGCCAUGUUUUGACUUCCUAUGGGGAGGAGAAGAAGAUGAUGAUGUCCUGUCCAUUUUGUUUCUUUUAUGCGUGUCUCUCUCUCUGUGUGUGUGUGUGUGUUCAGAGUGCUUUUCUGUUCUCUAUCCAUUGUCUGAUUGGUUGGUUGGCUGGUCGUCCUGUAAAUUUGUUGCGCUUUUGUGUUUAUACUUCUCUUCUUUUUUUUGUCUUUUUCCUUCUUUUUCAAAGUUCCAUUCCAUUAUUUGUUGAUUGAUUAUUUGAAAACAAUCCCAGCUUAUCUGUGAUUUAUCUUCUUGUGUGUGUGUGUGUGUGUGUGAGUGUGGCGCCUAUUGUUUUCUUAACAUAUAAGAUGAUGAAUAGGAGAGAAAAAAGAAACGAUCAAAAUGGUUCGUUUUAAUGUGUUUUUUACUUCUUGAUUUUCGAACGCAUCAACUCGAGAAGGUGGAGGCAAUUCAAUUCACUUAUAAAUUGGAGAGUCAGGAU
Molecule: messenger RNA, 1643 nt
Organism: Trichobilharzia regenti
Lineage: Eukaryota; Metazoa; Platyhelminthes; Trematoda; Strigeidida; Schistosomatidae
Source: the annotation of a GenBank genome assembly